Planococcus citri (citrus mealybug) is the source of this 4721-nucleotide messenger RNA. RefSeq lists its product as uncharacterized. NCBI's taxonomy places the organism in Eukaryota, Metazoa, Arthropoda, Insecta, Hemiptera, Pseudococcidae. The transcript has 5 exons. The record is from RefSeq and is a predicted model, not a curated record. Bases 1287 to 4325 code for a protein of 1012 amino acids.
GGAUACACAGCAGGUCCACUUACCCCGCCGCAAACAACAACAUCAGAAUUUCACAGAAAUUUCUGUUUACUACGGUUAUUGAUGCGCCUCUUUUUCGCGCACCUCUUUUCUGAACAUGAACAUGAACAUGCAAAUAAUAAACACGUCGAAUUCUCGAAUUUAAUAAUUAAAAUCACACGUUGAUAAGGUUUCACUUUCAAAUUACGUUUUAAAAAUGAAAUGAUUUAUUUAUUUCGAUAUUAUUUAUUAUUAAUAAUUUUGGUUAUGCCUGGUAGACUGUAUAAUUGUUAUGUUUGCGGAAGUUACACUUCGCAAACAUUUUCGUAAGUUUUUUACCACUGAUCUAAUUCUCAUGUACUUACAUAUUUUAGUACAUAUAAAAAUGCAUUGUUAAAAGACGAAAAUUUUCCUUAUACCUGCCUAUAUUGAGUUUUUAAAAAAAAAAGUUUUGGGCUCAAACGGUUAAGCAAUAUUUAUUUUUAUGAACAUAGGUACAUCAUAUUAUUCAGUAGUUGUUCAAAAAUACAUAUCUAAUCACUGUCACUAUCCGUCUUUGGAAAAGUAGGGUCCCAAAUUCCAGGUGGGGUUUGGGACCUAACAAACUUGAAACGAUGUCUACAGGACUGAUCCACUAUUUUUCGAUAUUCUUCUUCCGAGUAUUUCUUUUUCAAAUUAUCAAAAAAAGGCUUACAGUUGUAACAUGGUUGCCCUGGAAGUCUCCAACGUUCUGAUUUCUUUGGGAUUCUGUCCCUAAGAUAUGCAUACUUAGGCUCAGGUUGUUCUGGAGGCGCAUAAUCGAAUGAAUCUUCAUCAAAAUUUUCUGGUUUAUUCUCCUUUUCAUCUUGAGAGCUUCUAAGUUUUUUCUUUGAGUUCACACUGUGUGAUGACUUUUUCCUUUUCUUCUCGGAGUUCUCGUCAGUCUUCACAUAACCACCACUAAUAUUUUCCAUUAUUUUUACUUUUUAAUACCAAAAAUAUUUCAAAUUUCACACGUUAUUGGAGCAUGUAGCUUUUUUACUGAAAACAGCAUUACAUAAUGAUAUUUAACACAUAUUUAUGGAAAAUUGGCCUAUAAUUUUUGAAAAAUCCAAAACGUCUAUAAUUUAAUUAUUUUUUUUUUUUUUAUAAAUUCGGACGAUAAAAUCAAGUUUUUGGAUAAUUUUUAAAAAAAGUUUUUCAGCAAUUUUGCUGGCAGGCAAGAUUUUUGAACAGUUGAAUUGGCGAUCACAAACAGUAAAUCUUUACCAUUGCAUUUUUAUAUUUGUCACAUUAUUUUGCAGAAUUCUAUGUUCACAAAUUCAUUUUACAGUUUCCCUGAGAAUGAUGAUAGAAGAGCUCAAUGGGCUCAAAUUUUGGGAAUUGAUUUUGAUCGUGUGUUUCCAAAUGAUAGAUUAUGCUCGAUGCACUUUAGAAGUCAGGAUAUUAAGCCUGCAAAAACUUCCAAAAAUCGAACCAAACUAAAACACAAUUGUACUCCGAUCAGUUUUUCUGGUAAUAUUAAUGAAGAUGAAUCUGAGAUCCCUAUGAGUGAUGUUGAAUUUGCAGCAGAAAAUAUAAAUACUGCUGGUGAUUCUGAUUAUAAUGAAAAUGUGACUGUGAUAUCCAACGUUUUAGAUUCCAGUACCAAUACCAAUACCCCUAUUAUUGAUGUCGAAUUUGCUGGAGAAGCUAUGAACACUGAUGGUGAUUUUUCAGAAAAUGAGCAACAAUUAUCAAAUUCUUCUCUUAAUAAUGCCAAUGAUGGUAACGAAGCAACAUCCUAUGUUUCAAAUUCUGAUUCUGAACCCACCACAAACAACGUAGAACUUGGUGCUGGCAGUGCCACACCACAAACUCCUCGGACAACGGAAAGGCCCAUACGUCAAAGAUAUCUUGGAGAUUUUUUAUCUCCGCAUAUGAAAUCUCCAAGAGUAGCAAGGAGGUUUUUCUACUUGGCGAAGGAGGAGUCGCGGCGGCAUAAAAAAAAAAUUCAUGCACUGCGAAGACAAAAUUUGUAUCUUAAGAAAAAAAUUAAAAAUAUGGAGGAUCUACUUGACCAUCUGAAAAAAAGCGAUUACAUUUCAGAGGCAGCAUAUCACCAUUUAUUGUCCACUGUACCGGAAAAUGUAAGAACUCUUGUAGACGCUUGCCUCACAAGUAAGAAGCCGCUGAAAUACGAUGAAAACAUACGCCAGUUUGCAGUUACAUUAUAUUUCUACAGCACAAAAGGAUACGCAUUCGUUAGAAAGGCAUGGAAAAAUAUGCUACCCGCAGAAUCCACUAUUCAAGCAUGGUUACGAGUUGUUAAUGGAGAACCAGGCUUCACCCAGGAAGCUUUUGAUGCAUUGAAAAAUCGAUCCGAUCAUAUAAAAGCUCCCUUACCAGUCAAUCUUGUCAUAGAUGAAAUGAGUAUUCGCCAACGUGUUGGUAUGGGUAACGAUGGCGUUGUAUUUGGAGCCGUCAAUUUGGGAAGUAAUAUGGUGAUCGAUGCGGAUACUGAAGAUAUUCCUAAAGCUAAAAAUGCAUUAGUGUUCAUGGUCGUGUCUUUAAAAACGAAAUUCAAGGUACCUGUAGGGUACUUCCUUAUUGAUGGCAUGACUGGAAAAGAACGCGCACAUCUCCUCAACAUGUGUCUAGAAAUGUUGCAUGACGCCAACACUCAUGUAAUGAGUGUUACUUUUGAUGGUGCGUAUGUCAAUUUCACCAUGUGUGAAGAAUUGGGAGCAAAUUUCAAACACGGCACGCCUCAAUUCAAGCCAUAUUUUCCUCAUCCAGUCACUAAAAAACCUGUGUACGUGUAUCCAGAUCCGAGCCACAAUAUAAAAAACAUCCGAAAUGCAUUUGCCGAAUAUGGUCCGUUGAAAAACAACAAGGGUGAAGAUAUUUGCUGGAAAUUCGUUCCUUUGCUGUACCAAUUGCAAACAGCUUCAGGGCUGCAUUUCGGAAACAAAAUUAGAAAAAAACACAUUGAUUUUUCAAAUACGAAGAUGAAAGUAAAACUGGCUACUCAAGUAUUGAGUGAAUCCGUUCACGACAGCUUGGAGCAUCUAAAAAGUGAGGGAUUUGAAGAAUUUCAAGGAAGCUCACCUACUGCUGAAUUUUGCAAAAAAUUUGAUGAAACCUUCGAUUUAUUAAACUGCAGAGAAAAAAACAAUUUUAAAAACAAGUUCUGCAAACCCCUGAAAACUGAAAUCAACGAUGAGAAUCUAAUAACGAAGAAAUCCAAAGCUGAGGAGCUGAAACAGUACAUUAUCAGCUUGAAAACCAGCCAAGGCACAUCCGUUAUGACAUGUAGUAGGAAAACUGGAUUUCUAGGGCUGGUUAUUUGCUUGGAGAACUUGUUUAAAAUUUAUGAAGCUUUAAAAACGUUACCUGACCACAAACAAGAUUACCUUUUAUCGUUCAAACUUAGUCAAGAUCAUUUAGAAAACUUUUUUUCGGCAGUAAGAAGAAAGAAUGGCUGGAAUAACAAUCCCGAUGCAUUACAGUUCAAAGGCGCUUAUCGGCAACUACUUGUUCGACAUGAAAUUGAAAGCUCAAAUCGUGCAAAUUGUGAAAAAGACGACGUUCCUAUUUUAAGUGCUUCCAGUCGCCGAAAAAAGAAAAAAAUUACUCCAUGCAAUGAAACACCAGCAGUUUUGCCUUCUCGUGAACCUGCAGUUGUUCAGCUUUCUCACGAACUUGCAAUUGCUGGACCUUCUCGUGACCCUGCAGUUGCUGGGCCUUCUCACAAACCUGCAAACACAUCAUUGUUAGAAUUCGAUACCUCCGAUGACGAAUUGGCAGCAUAUACAUCAGAUGCGGAUAUGAAUGAUUAUUCUUCAGAUAUCAGUGACCAUGAAGAAAAUGAACUAGUAACUGUAUAUCAAGACUUUGAGGACGAAAUUGAUUCACGAAUCGUUAAGGCUGUCAAAAUAAUUGUGCCUCAUAUUGCCGGUUUUGUUAUCAAGAGUAUUUUGAACAAAAAUGACUGUGGAAAUUGCAACCUGUCUCUCGUAAACAAGAAUCCUUCGCCGAAUACUUUAACUUCACGGAAAUCAAAAGGUCGUCUGGUACAUCCAUCGGAGAAUGUAAUGCAAUUGUGUCUCUCCACAGAGAUAGCUUUUCGGAAUAACGUAAAUGGAAUUUUCAAAAUGUCAUUUGAUGAAUCUGUAAAACAAACGGCUUUAAUGCAAUAUUUUAACAUCGGGUGUGAUAACAACGAUCAUUGCAACAAACUAAAAAAUAAUAUUGUAAAUAAGUAUGUAACGUUAAGAAAGCAUCACGAAUUCGAGCAAAUUAACGACGAUUCAAGUACGUCAGUGCGACAAAAGUUUACUAAACUGAUUCUUUUCAAGAAUCAAUAGCUCGCUAAUGUAAAAUCAAAUAAAUUAUUAUACUCUUACUUAUCAAAAUAAUUGAAAUUAUCGCUGAAAUCCUUCGUAGACCUACGUAUUCAUUAAUUGAAACCUGAAAAAAAGAAUAUAUCACAAAGUAAACUAGUUCUUUUUGCAAUUAAUAAUAAAACUGAAGAAUCUUAAAUACUUAUCUGAUGACAAUAAUGUUGUUUCUGAUCGGCAAUUACCAUCGAUGAUGGCGAUUACAAACAGUGGAACUUCAUAAAUGGUACUAAUAGAACUUCAUUGCAAUAAUUAAAGUCUCAAGUUCGAUUUAUUCAAAAUUAUUUACAUAUACAAAUUAUAUUUCAACGAAAACACUUGAAAUUAUAGUCAUUUUGAAAUUACAAUCUGUUGAAAAUGUUA